Molecule: messenger RNA, 1251 nt
Organism: Australozyma saopauloensis
Lineage: Eukaryota; Fungi; Ascomycota; Pichiomycetes; Serinales; Metschnikowiaceae
Exons: 1
Coding region: 1-1251 (416 amino acids)
Biological process (GO): fatty acid beta-oxidation; phenylacetate catabolic process
Cellular component (GO): peroxisome
Molecular function (GO): acetyl-CoA C-acyltransferase activity
Source: RefSeq, a predicted model, not a curated record
AUGGACAGAUUGAACCAAUUGGCUGGCCAAUUAUCCCCAUCCUCUAAACAGGCCCUUCUCCAGAAAAACCCCGAUGAUGUUGUAAUUGUGGGUGCUUACAGAACCGCCAUGACCAAGGGAGGUCGUGGUGGCUUCAAGGACGUGGGUUCGGAUUGGAUCUUGACCAAGUUCUUGGAAGCGUUCUUGAAGAAGACUGGCGUGGACCCCACUUUAAUUGAAGACGUGGCCGUUGGUAAUGUGUUGAACAGAGCUGCCGGUGCUUCUGAGCACAGAGGUGCAUGUCUUGCUGCAGGGAUUCCCAACUCUGCUGCUUUCUAUGCUGUGAACAGACAGUGUUCUUCUGGAUUGAUGGCCGUGUCCGACAUUGCCAACAAGAUCAAGUGUGGUGAGAUCGACUGUGGUAUUGGUGCAGGUGUGGAGUCCAUGUCUGCCAACUAUGGUCCUCAAUCCAUUCCAAAGGUGGACCCUGAAUUGCAGGAGAACGAGCAGAUGGCCAAGUGUUUGAUCCCUAUGGGUAUCACCAACGAGAACGUUGCCGAGAAGUACAGCAUUCCACGUGCCAAACAGGAUGCUUUUGCCGCUGAGUCGUACAGAAAAGCUGAGCAUGCCGUUUCUCUGGGACUCUUCAAGUCUGAAAUCUUGCCUAUUGAGGCUUACACUCGUGAGGAUGAUGACGAUGACGAUGAGGGCUCCGGCGAGAUCAAGAAGAGCAUUGUUGACACUGAUGAGGGUCCAAGAAAGGGUGUCACUGCCGAAUCUUUGGGCAAAUUGCGUCCUGCCUUCAAGCCAGACGGUGUUACCCACGCUGGUAACGCUUCCCAGGUUUCUGAUGGUGCUGCUGCCGUUUUGUUGAUGAGAAGAUCAUUGGCCGAGAAGCAUGGUUAUCCUAUCCAAGGCAAAUUCGUGAUGUGUUCUUCUGUUGGUGUUCCACCUGAAAUCAUGGGCAUUGGCCCAGCAGUGGCCAUUCCCAGUGUGUUGAAGAAGACUGGUUUGACUGUCAGUGACGUUGAUGUGUUCGAGGUCAAUGAGGCUUUCGCUGCUCAGUGUUUGUACUCUGCUGAGACAUGCAACAUUCCCUCUGAUAAGUUGAACAUCAACGGAGGUGCCAUUGCUUUGGGUCAUCCUUUGGGUUGUACUGGUGCUAGACAAUAUGCCACUAUCUUGCCUUUGUUGAAGAAGGGGCAAAUUGGAUUGACUUCCAUGUGUAUUGGUACUGGUAUGGGUGCAGCCUCUAUUCUUAUAAGAGAGUAG